CUGCCAGCGACUGCCAGUUGUCCAGCACCCUCAUGUCAGCCAUGUUAUUCUUCUGACCCAGCUGUCAGCAACAGGUCCUAUUUACAGAACUACAAAUUCCUUUUGUAAUAACUGUUUUCUACCAAAACGAGACUUCUGCGAAACGCCAGGAAGACUUUAUCUGGGUGUAAAGUAUUUUCCCCGAGGAAAGAGAAGAGAAAGUUUAUGUUUUAUGCUCGGUGAUGGCGAGAGAUAGCUGCGCGCUAACCAGCCAGGGUUGAAGAACGGGAGUCCCACCCGCCCUCCCUGCCACCUGCAGCCAUGAAUGGUGGCGUCAGUGUGUGGGCGAUCACUCCAGAAGAGAGGGACAAACAUGAUAAACAGUUUGACACCCUCUCUCCUGCCUUGGGCUACGUAUUAGGGGAACAGGCCAGAAAGUUCUUCCUGCAGUCUGGUCUGCCUUCCUCGGUGCUGGCAGAAAUAUGGUCCCUGGCUGACAUGAAUAUGGAUGGGAAGAUGGACAGGUUGGAGUUCUCCAUCGCUAUGAAGCUCAUCAAGCUCAAACUACAGGGCACUGCUCUUCCCUCGUCUCUACCAAUCAUCAUGAAGCAGCCCCCAGUGCCCGCCCCUAACCCGGCAUCAACUGGCACCAUGUCCGCCUCACGCUAUGGAAUGGGCUCCAUGCCAAACCUGUCCAUGUCCGGAGGCCUCUCCAUGCUCACCCCCAUCCCUGUGACCUCUAACCUCUCACCCAUGACCCCUAUGACCAGCCUCACCCCCAUGGUCCCAGUGGGGGGAGGAAUGACACCUAUGGUGGCGUCGUCGACGAUGCCGAUGCCCCUGCUGGUGCCCAUGGGCAGCCCCGCUCUGCCCAACGGCACCAUGGGUCUUUUACAGAACCUCCCACCAGGAAACAUGGGGACAGGCAUGCCUCUCACUUUACCCUACAACUCCUCUCCUCUGGGCUUCUCUCCUGGGGUGAACAAAGCUACUUCACUGCUAGAUCUGGGCUCAAGCAGCUCCAACUCUUCUUCUACCACGUCCCUGGCUGGUAGUUCUCCUAAGACUACUCCUUCUGACUGGGCUGUGCCACAUGCCUCACGCCUCAAAUACAGGCAGCAGUUCAACAGUCUUGACAAAAACAUGACAGGAUACCUUACAGGGCAGCAGGUGAGGAAUGCCAUGGCAACCACUCUGCUCACUCAAACACAGCUGGCCGCCAUCUGGAACCUGGCUGAUGUGGAUAAGGAUGGAAAGCUGAGGGGAGAGGAGUUCAUUCUGGCCAUGCAUCUAGUGGACAUGGCCAAGACAGGCCAACCCCUUCCGCUCACCCUGCCCACAGACCUAAUACCGCCCUCACAAAGGGCUGCUGUGAAUGGGAACAGGGUGUCCCCCUACGCUGGCAUCACCGAAGAGCUGGAGGCCGAGCCCCCGCAGAAAACCAAGAGCAACCUGUCUUUCGAGGAUAAGUUCAAGGCCAACCUGGAGCGAGGGAAUGCCGAGCUGGAGAAAAGAAGACAGGCUCUGCAGGAAGCACAGAGGAGAGAGGAGGAGAAACGCCAGCAGAAGGAGCGAGAGGAGCGGGAGAGGAGGGAGAGGGAGGCCAGGGAGCAGGAGGAGAGGAGGAAGAAAGAAGAGGAGAGGAGGCUGGAGCGGCAGAGGGAGCUGGAGAGGCAGAAGGAGGAGGAGCGACUGAAGGAGAUUGAGCGAAAAGAGGCGGCGCAACGGGAGUUGGAGCGCCAGAGGAAAGAGGAGUGGGAGAGGAGGAGGAGAGGUGAGCUGCAGAGCCAGAAGAAUCAAGAACAAGAAGACAUCUGCACACUUAAAGCCAAGAAGAGGAGUCUGGAGAUGGAGCUGGAAGCUGUGGGGAGCAAACAUCGACAGAUCUCUGAGCGGCUGCGUGAUGCUCAAACCAAGAGGAAGGUACAGCAGAGCGAGCUGGAGCUGAUCAAUCAGAGACGAGACGCGCGGCGACAGGACAUCAGCUCCCUGCAGAGACAACUGGAGGAGUACCAGAGGAAACUGUCCCAGCUCACUCCUGAACAGCUGAGGCUCAGUGAGAAACUGAGGAACAUGGCCCUCAACAACCUGCCAGCCUCCACCAUGACCACCCUGAAGUGCACCGCCAGCGAGAAGGACGGAGCGUGUCGCAAACUGAAGCAGCAGCUCGAUGCCCUGGAGAUUGAGACGGCUGCUAAACUGGCUGACAUGGACCAGUACCAGAACAACUUGCAGGAUCUCCGGGACAGUCAGCGGAAGCAGCAGUCUGCUCUGGACAAACUUCGGAGCAUCAAAGAGGACAAACGAAGAGAGCUGGAGAGACACAGGGAGCUAGAGGAGGAAAGGAAGAGGAGGGAGGAAGAGGAGGCUCUCCGACGUAUUAAGCUAGAGAAGGAACGUCAGUUGCAGGAGAAGCUGCAGCGAGAGGAGGAGGAGGAGAAGCGGAGGCUACAGGAAGAGAGGGAAGCCAAACUCAGAGAAAAGGAGGAAAAGGAGAAGCAGGCCCGCAUAUUAGCCGCUAAAGAACAGGCCGAAAGGGAACGCCGUCUGAAGGAGGAGGAAGAGAGGAGAGCGCAGGAGAGGAGGCGGCAGGAGGAGAGGAGGAAACGGGAGGAAGAGGAACAGAAGAGGAGGGAGGAGGAGAUGCACAAACUGGAGGAGGAGAGGAAAAGAAAAGAGGAGGAGCGGAGGGAAGAGGAGAGGAGGCGGCAAGAGGAGAGGAGGCGGCAAGAAGAGGAAGACCUGCGACGAAGAGAGGAGGAGAGGAAGAGAUUAGAGGAGGAGAGGCUGAAGCGAGAGAAGGAGGAAGAGGAGAGGAGGCGCCAGCGGGCAGCAGAAGCCGCAAUCCGAGACGCGGAGGAGAGGAAGAGAGUGGAGGAGGAGCGCAAGAGGAAGGAGGUGGAGAAGAGGCGUCAGGAAGAAGUGGACAGGAAGAGGCGCGAGGAGGAGAGGAGGCGACAGGAGGAGGUAGACAGGAAGAGAGCGGAGGAAGACCGGAAGAGAGCGGAGGAAGACAAAAAACGAGUAGAGGAGGAGAGAAAGAAGAAGGAGGAGGACGAGCGCAAGCUGAAGGAAGAAGCAAAGAGGAAGCUUGAAGAGGAGAUGAGGAGAAGAGAGGAGGCUGCAGCGCGACAGCAGGGUGUGGGGAAGACUAACAUCCACGAGAAACUGUCAGCCCUUCUCCGAGGACUAGAGGAGAGGAAAGGUGGUAUUCAGCCUCAGGCCACAGAGCACAGGAAGUCUGCUGCGCUCACUUCCUUCCGGGCACUCUACCCGUUUACGGCUCGCAACCAGGACGAACUGAGUUUCGAGGCUGAUGAGCUCAUCGAGGUGGAUGAGAGUACAGAGCGGGAGCAGGGCUGGCUGUAUGGUAUGGGGAAGGCAGGGAAGAUGGGAUGGUUCCCAGAGAGCUACGUGGAGAGACAAGCCAAGCCAGAGAGUCCUACUUCUGUUACUACAGCAGCCCCCACUGCUGCCAACCCUCUGUAUGCCAGUGUUGUUAAAAAGGCCCUCAAACCUCAGCUGUCCAAUCCUAACAAAACAGGUAAACCUGGGGGAGAUGCUGCCAUGCCAACGGAACAGAACUCUGCUUUCACUCCCACACAUGCCCCGAACCACGCCCCCUCGGAACAGAUACAGUUGGUGGGUAAUGUUCAGGCCCAGGCUCUGUGCUCAUGGACAGCUAAGACGGAGAGUCACCUGAACUUCAGCAAGGAUGACGUGAUACGGGUGUUGGAGCAGCAGGAAAGCUGGUGGCUUGGGGAGCUCAACGGGGUGCAGGGCUGGUUCCCCAAAACAUACGUCGCACUGCUGGGAGACAACGACCACACUAAUGAACCAACGUUUUCCCCUCCGGAUGGAUCUGAGGUGACUGAUGAGUACGUGGCGCUGUACACCUAUGAGAGCCCAGAGCCUGGUGACUUGACAUUCACCGAGGGUGAUGUCAUCCUGGUGACCCAGAGAGAGGGAGAGUGGUGGAGAGGGGGCAUCGGAGAUCGUACUGGGGUGUUUCCUUCUAACUACGUCAAACCCAAAGAAGCUGAUACAUCCAGCAGCUCUGGGAAGUCCGGUCAGCCUGUGAAGAAGCCAGAGAUAGCCCAGGUGAGCACAGCGUACACGGCCACAGGGACAGAGCAGCUCAGCUUGGCGCCAGGACAACUCAUCCUUAUUCUCAGCAAGAACCCCACCGGCUGGUGGCUCGGAGAACUGCAGGCCCGGGGGAAGAAGCGUCAGAAGGGUUGGUUUCCUGCCUCGCACGUCAAAAUGCUGGGGUCCAAUAGUGGGAAGUCCACGCCAGCGCCUCAACCAGUCUGUCAGGUUAUUGCCAUGUACGACUACAAGGCCGCCAACGAGGAUGAGAUGAGCUUCUCCAAAGGCCAGCUGAUCAGUGUGUUUGACAAGAACGACCCCGACUGGUGGAAGGGGGAGGUCAACGGGGUCACCGGCCUGUUCCCCACCAAUUACGUGAAGAUGACCACCACCGAGACCGACCCAAGCCAGCAAUGGUGUGCUGACCUGAACACUCUGGACUCCAUGACUCCCCAGGAGAGGAAGAGGCAGGGUUACAUCCACGAGCUACUCCAGACUGAGGAGAGAUACCUGGAGGACCUAACGAUAGUCAUAGAGGUGUUCUAUAAGCCGAUGUCCGAGUCUGGACGUCUGACCGAUGCAGAGAUGGCCAUGAUCUUUGUCAACUGGAAGGAGCUCAUCGCCUGUAACACCAAGCUACUCAAGGCCCUGCGUGUCCGUAAGAAGACGGGGGGCGAGAACAUGCCUGUGCAGGUGAUCGGGGACAUCUUGGCAUCGGAGCUGGCACACCUCCAGCCAUACAUCCGCUUCUGCUCCUGUCAACUGAACGGAGCGGCUCUGCUGCAGAGCAAGACAGACAACCAGCCAGACUUUAAAGACUUUCUCAAGAAAAUCGCCACAGACUACCGCUGUAAAGGCAUGCCCUUGUCCAGCUUCCUACUGAAGCCCAUGCAGAGGAUCACACGAUACCCUUUACACAUCAAAAACAUUCUGGAGAGUACCCAGGAGGGCCACGUGGACCGCGGCCCGCUCCGGGAGGCUCUGGAACGGGCCGAGGAGCUGUGCUCCCAAGUCAAUGAGGGUGUCAGGGAGAAGGAGAACUCUGACCGUUUGGAAUGGAUCCAGGCCCACGUCCAGUGUGAGGGAAUCACAGAGAACCUGGUGUUCAACUCCCUGACUAACUGCCUGGGGCCUCGUAAGCUGCUUCACAGCGGGAAGGUGUACAAGACGAAGAGCAACAAGGAGCUUUGGGCCUUCCUCUUCAACGACUUCCUUCUGCUCACAUACACCGGCAAACAGUUCAGCUCCUCCGGACCGGAAAAGCUGUUCAGCAACAAGAACAACAUCCAGCUUAAGAUUUACAAACCGCCUGUGUUCCUCAACGAGAUCCUGGUGAAGCUGCCAGAUCCCUCCAGUGAAGAACCCUUCUUCCACAUCUCCCACAUCGAUCGAGUCUACAGCCUCAAAACGGAGAACAUCAACGAGAGGACGGCCUGGGUGCAGAAGAUCAAAGCAGCAUCUGAGGACUUCUUAGAGACUGAUAAGAAGAAGAGAGAGAAGGCCUACCACGCUCGUUCCAUGAAGGCCAGUGGAAUCGGCCGGCUGUUAGUCACCAUCCUAGAAGCCACUGAACUCAAGUCUAGCAAAACCAGCGGUAAGAGUAACCCGUACUGUGAGGUGACCAUGGGAGCUCAGAUCUACACGUCCAGGACCUUAAAUGACACAACGAACCCCAAGUGGAACUUCAACUGUCAGUUCAACAUCAGAGACCUGUACCAGGACGUCCUCUGUAUCACCAUCUUUGAGAGGGACCAGUUCUCCCCUGAUGAGUUCCUGGGUCGUACAGAAGUUCCUGUUGCAACCAUAAAGAAGGAGUUGGAAAACAAGGGGCCAGCGACUCGCCGGUUGCUCCUCCAUGAAGUCCCCACUGGAGAGGUGUGGGUACGCCUUGACCUGCAGCUGUUCCAACAGAAAGCAUCCAAAUAAUCCCACGUGGGUCUACACUGAACGCCCAAAUUAGGACAUCCCCCAGCACAUCCGAACACAGGACAUCCAAAUAAGGACAUCCUGGUCUGCAGCCACAUGGAAUGGCGGGCUUGUAUCUAACCACUGGUUUGGAGUCAGCUACCUGUUCAUCAUCCAGUGGGUUUUUGGGGUGUGUUUGCCAGGUCCUAUGUUUCAGGUUAUGACCCUAAAGGGCUAAUGAGCUAAAGGGAACCCCUGCCUUCCACACCUUUACCUGAUCAGAGGACAGUUUAACCCUUUAUAUGUGACUGGUGAUGGACAGGGUGAGGUUGAUGUAACGCUGAUCCUAGACCUGUGUAUAAGAGCAGCUUCUAGCAGAAAUGUUUAUACUUGCACCUGCACAAAACUCUGCUGCUGACUGUUGCUUUGCCAAGUGUGUUGUGAACUCCACACAGGCCAAUGUUUGUUCCAACUGUAUUUAUUUAAUUACGGAUCGUCUUAACUAUAUAUUUGUUAGAACAAAAGUUUUUUGGUUAAAGUAAUAUAACAGUUAUUAAAUGAAGAAUAAUACAACUUAGGAAAGUGGUCUUGCUUGCCACUAUAGUUUACCACUGGAGGUCAGGCUUAUCUCAGGACUUAAGUGUUCCUUCUGCUGUAGUUUAUAUUACUGUAUCAAACCCUUUCUUUUCUUUGACCUCAAUUUUCUUCCCUUUUCUUUAGAAGUUUAUUAGCAAUCUGUGUCUGGAUAAAUACCAUGGCAAAGCUGAUCUAUUAUGGGUUUUAAAACGACUUUCACUACUCACUUCACUACCAACAUACUUCUGCCCAGUGCUGUCUUGCUAAACUGUGUUUCAUUGGAAUGCUUAACCCCCCCCCGCCCUUUUAAGACUGUAAAAAGGGAAGAGCCUCUUUAGUGUAUUUCGAUCACUGUGAGGAUGAUCUGCACCAAGGGGACACGACACAGACCAACACUGGUCUCAGAUCUGCCAUUGCAUUUGCCUGCUUUGUCGUUGUCAAGCUUUACAGUGUCAUGAAUGUCAUGGGUAGUUAACGAGAUAGCAGAAAUGAAAACCCAGCCUAAGAGCAGCACUCCUACUCCUGACAAUCUCAGUAAAUAUUGGCCAAGAUACCUCCAGUGGGCUCUAUAACCACUAGUGCCACCUGGUUGUGUAGACAUUGCUAGGUAGAUGGAGUUGCACUUAUUAAUUGUGAUUUAUGCGACUAUGACUAUCCAGAGGUUGUAAUCAUUGUGGCAUUGUAAACAGUGUCUAUAUCUUAUCUCGCUAGCCUUGAUAUUUUCCUAUAACAAAGGAUUUUGACAAUAGUAUUUGAAGGACAGUCCAUUAUUUAGAAGGCAGUAAUGGGUAAGUGAUAAGCUGGGUAUCUUAAGCACAGUACUCAUCUUUUAGACUUGCUGCUUUUUCUUCUAAAUCACCGUUUUAAUUUGAGCUGCACAAGUUUUGUUUUGGGUUUUAUUAAUUUGAGGUUUAGCUGUAAAACCUGUGUUGUGUGUCAAUGACGCUAUGUACUGAUUACUAAGUAUGGGUCCACAUUGCCACCCAGCAUGCAGUGUGUUCACUAUGGGCACAACUUGGCAUUCACCCAAUCAGGGUUCUUUAACCUUAAUAAAAAAGGAUUUAAAAAACUGUA
This is a messenger RNA of Esox lucius (northern pike), 7623 nucleotides long. It is a transcript of the gene itsn2b, whose product is annotated as intersectin 2b. Bases 301 to 5994 code for a protein of 1897 amino acids. Gene Ontology annotation, molecular function: calcium ion binding; guanyl-nucleotide exchange factor activity; protein binding. Gene Ontology annotation, biological process: positive regulation of Rho protein signal transduction; intracellular signal transduction. Lineage: Eukaryota; Metazoa; Chordata; Actinopteri; Esociformes; Esocidae. The transcript has 38 exons. The record is from RefSeq and is a predicted model, not a curated record.